AUGCCACGAAUUAAGCAGAAAACCAAAGCAGAGGAUCUCACCCGAGUCCGUAACAACCAGCGUCGCUGCAGACAGCGAAAACGCGACUAUGUAGCGGACCUGGAGCGGAGACUUGCAUCCAUGGAAGCCACUACUUCUCGAGAGAUCAAAAGACUGCAGUCUACUGUGGAUGAGCUCCAGCAAGUGAAUGAGAGGUUGAUAGCGUUGCUCUAUUCCAGACGUACCGACUACGGUUCUAUUGGAUUUAUCGAACAGACGCAGAGCGAGAACGAUUCAUUAAGAGAUAUAAGCAGUGACCUCGUGCCUUUUGGGGAUGCAUCGCUCUUGGGAACCGCAGAGAACAUAACUCCAGAAGACAUUUCCCAACUCGAUAUCUAUCCACCACCAUACGCACCUCUUGGCAAAUUCAAGGAUUUCCUCCAGGAGUCCAGCUGCCUUUCAAUCUCUCCCGAAGUUGAGCCGGAUCCCGAAUCCUUACUUCUACCAGAGCAGAAUGUCAUAAACACGACCAUUAGCACAGAGGUAUCGAAAGACGAGUAUCAAGAUACAACCGUGUGCGCUGUGGCCCUGGAGCUAGUUAUGAAUUGCAACACAAAGAACUUAAGCAUCUCAGAGCUUGAUAUGCGGCUUCGAUGCGGGUAUCGGAGUGCACGGUUUCAGUGGGAAGGCUGCAGGGUCGACAAUCAGGUUUUGUUUGCUGUGCUUGCUGAGGUUAUGAAAUGA
Aspergillus nomiae NRRL 13137 is the source of this 723-nucleotide messenger RNA. RefSeq lists its product as uncharacterized. Bases 1 to 723 code for a protein of 240 amino acids. The record is from RefSeq and is a predicted model, not a curated record. The transcript is spliced from 3 exons. NCBI's taxonomy places the organism in Eukaryota, Fungi, Ascomycota, Eurotiomycetes, Eurotiales, Aspergillaceae.